CAGAGAGAAGGGGAGACAGAGAGAGAGAGAGAGAGUAAGGAAGAGGAGGCGAGAAAGAGAGUGGCAGAGAAAUGUUGCGAGGGCCCACACACACGUAGGACUCUUCCAUUCUGCAUCAGGAUUCUCUCCAAACUUUUGGUUUGGUUUUCUGAGCUUCUCAGUUAACGGGGACGACUUUUUAUGAGCUGCCUGAAACUCUUCCCAGGAUGCCCACGGAUUAGAGGCAGCAACGGAUACAGCAGCGGGCAUGGAGCGUCUGAACAGAACUGUACUGGACCGUGGCCACCACACCCACCAGGUGCUGCAGAGCACCCCACUGGACCUGAUCGAGACCGGGAAGGGGCUGAAGGUUCAGGCUGAGCGCCCCCAUCUGGUCAGUCUGGGGAGUGGCCGGCUCAGCACGGCCAUUACCCUGCUGGCCCUGCCGGAGGGGCGAACAACUCUAGGUCAUGGAGCCACAGAUAUCAACGUCCACGGCCCUGGAGUGGCUGGGCUACACUGUUUCAUUGAGAACAAGGCUGGAGUCAUCACCCUGCACCCCUGCGGGAACCCGUGUAGCAUGGAUGGACUUCCAGUCACCAAGCCUGCCCGUCUAUCUCAAGGCUGUAUGCUGUGUUUUGGCCAAUCGUCCUUCUUCCGCUUCAACCACCCUGAAGAAGCUUUCAGGAUGAAGAGCAUGCAGACAGAGGCAGAGCACACAGCAGACUCGGAGAGCUUGGUCAAUGGGAACCACCAGUCAGCAGCGGCAAAGUGUCACGCAGCCCCCUGUGAGCGAGCGCUCCUGGAUCACAGUGCCAUGGUCAGCUCCAUGGAGAAGGACCUGCAGGACAUCAUGGACUCCUUAAUCAUGGAUGACCCACAGGUUCCGUCCUCCUCUGAGCUCAAGAUGAGAUCUGUGCCCCACACUGACCACUCUUCACUAUCCCCCAUGUUAAAUGGGGGUGGGCGAUACCUUCUCUCCCCCCCCACGAGCCCUGGUGCUAUGUCGGUGGGCUCCAGUUAUGAAAAUACCUCUCCGCCAUUCUCACCUCUGUCCUCGCCCUCAGCGGCGAGCAGUGGCAGCCUCACAAGUCCCUCGUCCAGCGGACACCAGGAGCAGAUCCCGACUCUGCCUCCGAUUCCAGUCAGAUCCUCCAGCUACAGUUACACCAGCCAGCCACCCGUACCUCAGCCGCGGACCAUGCUGCCCAACCACACGGGUAGCAGCGGGGGCCAGAAGGUCCCGGAGAGCCCCCAGCUGCAGCGGAGGGUCCUCCUGGAGGCUUCUCCCAGUCCAAAGCCGGCUCGCAGGGGCUCGGGUCAGGACAGCCCGAUGGGGAAAGGUCCGGAUAGCUCCAGGCUCCCCUCCAUGAUGCCUUCAGUCUCCAUAUCUGCUGUGCACAGCGACUCCCCUUCUGCCAGCAGGGUAGCGAUGCCGGGUAGCCCCAAACCGAGCCCCAAAUUGAACCCCGCGUCCCCCUCGUCCUCACCCUGCAGUCCAAGGGUGAAGGUGGCUAUCAGCCUCCAGGAUUGCCCGUCCAGCCCGUUCCGUGAAUCUCCCCAGCCAGACUGCUUGCUCAGCUCUGGCCCCAUGCAGCAGUUCCCCCCCCCGCCUCGAGCCUUCCAGCCUCCCCUGGACCCCAUCGUCCACAUCAUUCAAGGCAUGCCCCCGCGGCCACAGCAGGGUACCCUCCAGCCUCCAGAAAGUCCCCGGCUGGCCCGCCGGACCCUGGAUGCCUGCGGGGGCAGCAUGAGGGAGCUUCCCCCACUCAGCCCUUCUAUAGUGCGCAGAGGGGUGCCCAUGCUGCCCGGGGCUCUCCCAGGUACCCACCCUGCCCUCCGAACCCCUGACAGUCCAUCUGCCAAACUGGUCUCAGACAGCCCUAGGCUCAGACGAAAAGUGGUCUCACCCACCGAGCAGCUUUUCAGCCCAAGGACGGUGCGCGCACGAAGCCCCUCGCCCACCCCCGGGACAGGCGACGCCACGGGGGACCUGAAGGGGCCCUUUGGGAGCCCCCUGUCCCCUGCCUUCAGCUUGGGCUCCCUGCCUGGCUCUUCACCGGUUGGCAGCCCAAGAAGUCACAGGAAGAUGUCAGCAGGACACAGGGAUUUCCGCUUCGCGCAUCCGGGCAUGAGGGAACGCAAGAACAGCAUCACGGAGAUCAGCGACAACGAGGAUGAGCUGUUGGAAUACCACCGGCGUCAGCGGGAAGAGCGGCUGCGGGAGCAGGAGAUGGAGAGACUGGAGCGUCAGAGGCUGGAGACCAUCCUGAACUUGUGUGCUGAAUUCAACAAGGGGGACGGAACGGGAGGCGGGGCGAGGGGCGGGGCCGGGGGAGAGCUGGCGGAGGUGGAGAACUUCCCCGGGCUGGAGGGCAGACGGCCCUCCACGGACGCGCUUGCUGGCGCCCCCCUGAGGAUGGCCCCCAGGCCGAGAGAGGGUGACGAGGACAACCAGAGGGAGGAGUGCAGCAGCACAGAGAGCACGCACCAGGAGGGGCGGAGCCUGCGUACCACGCACAACGGACGCAGCACUCCGGUGGAGGAGUGUGUUGGCAUGGGGGGCAAAUCUGGGCUGGAGCUGGGCUAUCUGGAGGAGGAGCGGGUGCGAGCGCUGGCGAAGGUGGAGGAGCUGAAGGAGCGCGUCACUGAGCUGGAACAACAGCUGCAGGAAUCCACGCAGGAAGCAGAGAUGGAAAGGGCUUUGCUGCAGGGGGAGAAGCAGGCGGAGCUGGAACAGAUGGAGGCGGAGACUAAAGUCAUCAGCCAGCUACAUCACAAACUCACCGAGCUCGAGAGCGCCGUCCAAAGGGAGAAGGACAAGGACAGGGCUAAUGUUGACGCCCAGCGGGAUGCCCUGGAGAGACUUCGGGAUGGCUACACUGAUUUGAGGAGUCAGCUCCAUAACUGCCCCGAGUCUCUAAGGGAACAGUUGCAGGAACAACUCAAAAGGGAAGCAGACACUCUGGAGGCAGAGACGAAGCAGUUUGAGGACCUGGAGUUCCAGCAGCUGGAGAAGGAGAGCAGCCUUGAGGAGGAGCGUGAGAACCUGUCCCAGCAUCUCCUGCAGGAGCUCACACAGCUCCAGAGCAACGUGGCCCGUAGGAAGGAGAAGGUGGAGGUGCUGGAGACGCAAGCCAGCCAGCUGGCCCAUCAGGUGGCACAGGAGAGCGAGAGGCUGGCCAAGGACAGGAGCUGCACCCUGCAGCUGCUUCAGAAGGAGAAGGAGAGGCUAGCAGGUCUGGAGAAGAGAUACCUCAGCCUAACUGGAGGCAGGAGUUUUCCUACUAUGAAGGAGGAGUAUGUCACUUUAAGCCAGUUAAACCAGCUCUAUGGGAUGCCGAAGGUGGACUCCUCCCCCACCUCUCCUGUCCAAUCACGUCAGCCUGCUCUCGUCGAGCCUGCCUUUUCCUGCCUUCCCUCCCCUCGCGGCUCCGCCCUUUCUCUCUCCUUUGAGCCGGAGUGGCUUAGGCCUCAGAUCCCCGGUGUAGAUUUAGAGCGCUGGUACCAGGAGGUGAUGGUGGCUGGGGCCAGCAGCCAGCUCUGCCCCCCUCCCCUUCCAGCUAAAGCUGGGUCCACAUGUAGACCCCCGCAGGUCUACCGCUCCAGGUUGGAUAGCAGCGGCAGCGAGACCUCAAUGAGGCCAAAGGUCAGCGCUGGUCUGUCCCCGACCUGCGGCUCGGCCACGCUCGGCCGCAACACACCCACCAGGAGCCCUGUCAUGGCGGUCAGCAGCACGGGCAGUCUCCCUCGCAACCUGGCAGCCACCCUGCAGGACAUUGAGCUGAAGAGGCAGCUGGCCCUGCAGCAGAAAGAUGGCUCUCACUCAUCACCCGCGUCUUCCUCUGCCACCAACAGCCCCACAGGCCAUCAGGUGAUCGAGGAACAGAGACGCCGUCUGGCUGAGCUGAAACAGAAGGCCGCAGUGGAGGCCCAGUGCCAGUGGGAGGCGCUGCACGGCUCCCAGCUGCAGCUCAGCCCCGCGCCCCUACUGGUGCACCGCUCUGUCCUGCACCACCUAUCGCCCUCUGCUGGCGAACCUGCGUACGACACCCUCAGCCUGGAGAGCUCAGACAGCAUGGACACCAGUAUCUCCACCGGCAACAAUUCAGCCUGCUCCCCAGACAACGUGUCCAGUGCCAGCGUCAUGGACGCACUGAAAAUCGAGGAGAUGGAGAAGAUGUUGAAGGAAGCGCAGCUGGAGAAGGCGAGACUCAUGGAGACCAGGGAGCGAGAGAGCCAGGCCCGCAGGCAGAUGCUGGAGGAGGAGCGCAGGAGGAGGGAGGAGGUGGAGAAGAGGCUGCAGGUGGAGACGGCGCACAGGCAGCACCUGAUCGAGAAGGAGGUGAAGAUGAGGGCCAAGAACUUCUCUCAGGCUCGACCCAUGACGCGCUAUCUACCCAUCCGCAAGGAGGAGUUUGACCUGCGCUCGCACGUGGAGUCGUCAGGCCACAGCGUGGAUACCUGCUACCACGUCAUCCUCACCGAGAAGAUGUGCAAGGGCUACCUGGUGAAGAUGGGUGGCAAGAUCAAGUCCUGGAAGAAGCGCUGGUUCGUCUUCGACCGGCUCAAAAGGACGUUCUCCUACUACACGGACAAGCACGAGACCAAGCUGAAAGGAGUCAUCUACUUCCAGGCCAUCGAGGAGGUUUACUAUGACCAUUUACGCAGUGCCACAAAGAAGGGAUUUUUCCACCUGAACUUGUCAAAUCACUUCUCUGGACUGCUGCCUGGGUUUCGCAGAGAGAGCCCCAAUCCUUCCCUGACGUUCUGCGUGAAGACCCAUGACAGGCUCUACUACAUGGUGGCCCCGUCUCCUGAGGCCAUGAGGAUAUGGAUGGACGUGAUCGUGACGGGAGCAGAGGGCUACACGCAGUUCAUGACCUAAGGGCACGGUGCGGCUGCUGCCUGACCCCCAAUAGGAAAGGUCACCACAGAAACGCUUUUCGGCAGGGAAACUUCAAAUGACUCCUGUUUACUCGCUCGGCUAUUUCCUGACGAGGGAAAAGCUUUUUUGUUUUUUAUCAUGUUGUUUUCUUUCUUUUUAAAAUGUUGCGUAUUCAGCAAGACUCAAAAGAAACACAUAUUUCAGGUUGUUUUUUUUUUUGUUUUUUUUUUAACGUCUGCAUGGAUUAUAAAGGACAAACUAGAGAAGCAACCCUACAUGUCGGCAAAGUGAUCAGCCGUGAAAAUGCCUUUGUCUUGCGAGCAGAGAUCUCUGAUAGCAGUUCUGUUCUUUACGUGCAUAUAGUUGUUCUUCACUUACAUAUAAUUGUUUUUUGUCUUUAAAGUUACUUUUUCUGUAUUUCAGAUGUGAUUUUGCCAAAAGACAUGAAGCCAUUCUGAAGAAUUUUUUAAUUAUGAUUUUAUGGCCUUGUCAGAUAAUAAAAGAGGUUAUGAAUACACAAGUAGCACAUUUAGAGAUGAAGCUAAAUGCAAAUAUGUCAGUAUAUCCUAAAUGUGAGUCAUUUUUAUCGGUUCUUUUGACAAAUGCCCAGCGUCACAUAAACCAAGACCUCAUUCGCCAAAGUCCAUCGUUUCAUGGUGCGCAAACACAUUCUAGUAAGUGUUAACUGUAAAACAGUAUAGCCGUAUUGUCUGUUUGCCAAGUCCUGACAACUUGAUCUUCUGACUUGACCCAUUAAGGAAGCAGCCAUCUUCUCUUCACUGCCACUUGGAGGCUUGGAGGACUAAUUACAUCAAACAAAAAAUAUAAUAUUCCUGGACAUUACUGUAAUAAUGCUAAUUGUCCGAUGCCUUGAUAUUUCCCCGUGCUUCAUCGCUCUGAACACUGCAGUGAGAAGCUUUCAGGACCACAAACACUGGAAACACACAAUGGUUUAUUGCCGUUUGCACGCUGUUUAUUUUAAAUGUGUUUUUAUUCCCAAAAGCUGUAUUGCGACAGUUCUUUACACGCACUUGCACAUGGCAUGCAGUUCUAUGGAAAGCCUCCUCAUGAAUGACAGGGUGUCAGAUUUACCAGAUAAUGAAAGAAACCGUGUUCACGGUGUGGAUGUUCGGGUGAACGUAGGCACGUGGCUGGUGUUUCUCAACUGCCAGGGAUUACGUGAGGGGAAGACGACGUCGUCAGGACUGAACAAUGCUGUGAUUUUAAAUAGCAGAAUCUGGAUCUUUAAUGCCUUAGUGUUUGUUUGGGGGAAAACUAUUUAAUUUAUAAUUAGUUUUUGUUUAUGUAACAACAUUGGAACUGUUAGAAUAAGACCGAUGUGUGCCCUUUUCCCUGAAAUCCAACUGUGUAUAUUCAAGCUGUUAAAAGUGGCCAGAAAAUUGAGUCAACAUUACUACUGAUCUGGAUUAGUCUGUCUGUAUUUUGGGGUGAAAUAUAUGAGUACACAUGGGCUGUGUACACACACAGAACUGACCUGAAUUUCACGAGUGCGCACACACACACACACACACACACACUCUCUCACUCUCUAUGUUGAUAUGAUGGUACUUUCUAUGUGGCACGUUGGAUGGACUUUAUUGAGUUUUUCAGGUUUAUUAAAAAGAAGAGUAAACAUCAAAGACUUGA
This is a messenger RNA of Electrophorus electricus (electric eel), 6514 nucleotides long. RefSeq names its product pleckstrin homology-like domain, family B, member 1b (gene phldb1b). Gene Ontology annotation, molecular function: protein binding. The record is from RefSeq and is a predicted model, not a curated record. Gene Ontology annotation, cellular component: basal cortex. NCBI's taxonomy places the organism in Eukaryota, Metazoa, Chordata, Actinopteri, Gymnotiformes, Gymnotidae. Gene Ontology annotation, biological process: regulation of microtubule cytoskeleton organization.